Messenger RNA from Solenopsis invicta (red fire ant), 4016 nucleotides. Its product is annotated as ankyrin repeat and death domain-containing protein 1A. Gene Ontology annotation, cellular component: nucleus. Gene Ontology annotation, molecular function: protein binding; transcription cis-regulatory region binding. Lineage: Eukaryota; Metazoa; Arthropoda; Insecta; Hymenoptera; Formicidae. The transcript is spliced from 14 exons. Gene Ontology annotation, biological process: signal transduction; positive regulation of transcription by RNA polymerase II. Bases 322 to 2028 code for a protein of 568 amino acids. The record is from RefSeq and is a predicted model, not a curated record.
AAAGAGGGAUGAUUCAGCCAGUAGCAUGCUGCCUCUCGUAGCGUGAAUAUCGGGCGAGCUCUCGUUGCGGAGGAAUCGCUACGGAAGAACGCAACACUCUUCAUUGCUCACCUGACUUUUCAACCUCAUUGUACCAGUGAUCGAAGAUUGAGGGAAGAGUGGUGUUUCCACCGCGGGAACACUUCAGGAAAACGAAACGACACGUUGUUGAUAAUUAGUAGUAGUACUGAAACUCUCAGAUAUAUUAACGUCGCACAACGACCGAGAAGCCGCGACGACGCGCCGAUGACAAUGCUAAACUCAGAACAACGGCAGUGAAAGAUGGUGGACAAAGAAGAGUUGAGAAUAACGAAAGCAAAGGCCCCACCACCACCGUUGAAUCUCAGCGAGGCGAUCGAGGAUGAAGUGCUGAACCAAAAGACUGCUAGAAUUCUUAAGAAUGAUCUUCUUCUACACGAAGCUGUGAUAAAGAACGAAGCGGACACUGUUCGUAAAGUACUCAAGGAGACUGUCGACGUAGAUUCCAGAAAUAAUUAUGGUCGCGCUCCGAUUCAUUGGGCAGCGUCUAGAGGAAACACAGAAAUUAUCGAGAUGUUGAUACAAGCGAAAUGCGAUAUCGAAGCGAGAGAUAAGUAUGGAAUGCGACCUUUACAUAUGGCCGCCCAACACGGACACCGAGACGCGGUGAAGAUGCUGAUCAAUGCCGGAGCAAACGUAUCCGCGAUUAACAAGAAACAGCACACCCUGCUAAUGUGCGGUGCUCGCGGCAGCAACGUGGCCGUGGUAGAAUACCUCGCGGAAGCCGUGGAAUCGUUAAACGGUGAGGCUACCGACUGCACCGGGGCGACUGCCCUUCAUCAUGCAGCCAUCACCGGACAUCCCGCGGUAAUCACAGCGCUGGCAAACAUCCCACGGAUCGUGCUGGACGCCACGGACAAGAAAGGACAAACGUCGAUGCACUGUGCCUGCGCUGGGGAACACUUGGACGCGGUUGAGGUUCUUAUAGGAUUAGGGGCGAACGUAGACGCCCAGGAUAACGACGGCAAUACCCCGCUUCACGUGGCUACCAGAACUAGGCACACAGGGAUCGCGCAAUUAUUAUUAAAGGCCGGAGCGAACACCGAGCUAAUCGAUGCGGAGGGCUUCACUCCCCUUCACGUCGCCGCAAGCCAGGGGUGUAAAGGAAUACUCGACUCCAUGAUUCAACACGGGGCCGAUCUUAACAAGCAGUGUAAGAACGGUAACACGCCUUUGCAUCUGGCCUGUCAAAACAACGAAGUAGAAACGGUAGAGAUAUUAAUUAACAAAGGCAUCGAUCUCAAUUGUUUGAAUCUGAGGCUUCAAUCGCCCAUACAUAUCGCGGCUGAGAUGGGACACACGGAUAUUUGUGAAUUACUUCUUGCAGCAGGCGCGAAUAUCGAGCAGAAAGAACAGAGCGGUCGAACGCCACUUUACAUUGCGGCGAGGGGCAGUUUCACGGCCAUCGUCGACAUGAUCAUUAAGACCGCCAGAUUGGAUUAUCCGACCCCGGAGAUCUCGAAUUCUGACAAGGAAGUACGAGAACUGACCCCGGCCCGAAGAUGGUGGAGAGAAGGCUCGCGCGGUGGCAGCAUCUCCAGCAACAACAGCCGCCUCUCGGAGCAAGUUCGAUCCGUUCUUUGGAAGUUGGCCUACAAGCAACUAGCGCCUGAAGAUUGGAAAAAAUUAGCCUUUCAUUGGGCCUUCACUCCCGAGCAGAUCAGAGCUAUCGAGCAUCAAUAUACCGUGCAUCAAGGGCAGUCUUAUGAAAAGGACGAUAAAGCCCCAAUUGUAGGUCCCUCGAGUUACAAGGAGCACGGGUUCCGAAUGUUAAUGAUCUGGGCCUCCGGACUGAAUCCAGAUGUACCAUUGACAAAAGAGCUCUGCGAAGCUUUAUCAGCGGUGGACAAGAAAGCAGUUGCUGAAUCCGUUCGCAAACAGUUGGAGCAGGGAGACGACAGUAAGGCAAAAUCGAAAGGGCAACGAUGUCACAAAUGCUCCAUUGCGUAAAUGUCUGCAAGUGCCAAGUUCACGUGAAAAUUCUACACAAUCAUAUGAAAACGUAACGAAUGGAUAUUGUAAUUUACGUAAUAGCUGUUGUUGUUGUUGUUGUUGUUGCUGUUGUUGUUGGAAGCUUACUUGCAUUGUAAUGGAAAGAGUUCAACUUGGCGAAUGCCAUUAACGACGGAUUUACGAGAAAGAUAAAAAGCAUACGAUGUUGUGUACAUUGCCUUUCGUACCAAUGAUGCAAUGUUACGCAAAUUCUUAGAGAAUACAAAAAACAAUUAUAAUUUACGACGCAGGUAUAGAUGAAAUGGCCCAAUUAAUACUAGUUUUUCAAAUGCUGAAAAUUCAAUCUUUAAUGCUUUUUUUAAUAUGAAAUUUAUAUUAUUACAGCAUUAUAUUUAAUUUUACUUGAAUUCUUAAACAGUCCACUUAUUGUCGUAACAUUUCAUUAAAAAUAAAAUCUCAUUCUUAUAGUUAAAAAGAAACAUUUAUUUUAAGAUUGAAUUUUCAGUAUUUGAAACACUGUAGGUAACUGGAUCAUCUAUCCCAGCUGCCACUAUUAUUUUGAAAGAAUAAGAAUUUCUUUGCAAAAUAUGAGAUAUAUAACUCGACAGAGUUUAUAUACAUACACACACAUUUUUUAGUCAAAAUUUAACGUUUGACCUAACUCAUGGAUGAGAUAAGUUAUAUGACCCGUGGAUGAGGUUAAUCUGUCAAUAUUGAAUAAAUAAUCUGCGAUUUAAAAAUUCAUAAGAAAAUAAAAUUCAUAAUGAAUUAUUUCUUAAAUUUUUUAAUCAGACGGAUUAUAUAUUAUCCAAUCCGUAUUUGAGAAAAGUUGAUUAAAGAUUACAAGUAUAUACAGUAGCUUCAUUCAUUUUGGAAUAAAAAGAAAAUGGACCCGCUACAUUCGGGUUAAAUAAUAUUUAUCAUACACGACGCGACAACAGUGAAAAAGGUAUUUGAAUUAUAUACAAAUAAUAUGAGAAAAGGAGAGAGCGAAUACUUAAAAUGGAGUAUUUAAACAAUUAUACGUACGAAACCAAGCCGUCCUAAGCUAAACUUAAUUCAGACAGACUAUCAUGAUUCCGUUUUAUCUUCGCGAUUCUUUUAUAGAGAAACGCCUCCGUAACUCGUAGAAACAAAAAUACAGUUAGUACACAAAAGCCAUCGAAAAAAAUGUACAAUUGUAAAAUCAAAGUAACAAUCGAACGUAGAUACUCUUCGGAAUAAUUACGCAUAGAGUAAGUGUGAGAGUAAAUUUUGCAGGGCUUUCGAUGUGAUAUCAGUUUAUUAGAUUAGACCUCGAAUAGUUAUCAAUAUAAAAUCGAUAUUGAUUAUCGCGCACGGUUCUCGAAAGAGACAAUCUACAUAUCUAAAACUUACAAAUUUAGACUUAACUACAAACGAUAACAUUAUACAUAAUUUUAUCCUGUAUUUCGCAAAAUAAAUAAUAAAAUAAAAAAUUAUAUAAAGCAAAAAUUGAAAAAUUAAAAAUACAAUUUUUAAUUAUAUGAAAUCAAAUAUAUAAUAAUAAAUUUAUAAGUGAGAGAAGCGAAUCAUUUCUUCUCUACCAUAUUUAGCUUAUAUAAUUUUAUAAAGUUGAUGAACUACUCAAUUAAAAGAUAUCGAGAAUAAUUAAAUGCGAAAAUACUUUCUCUGCAUUUCGUCUGUAUUUUCAAUUUUUUCAUACAAUUACGACAAUUAGUAAUGCAGCGAUAAUACAAAAGUUAAUAUAUAUAAGUAAAUACUUACGCAUGGAUUUAAAAAAAAAAUCAUGGACUUCCGAAGCUGCUUUCUGAAAGUACGAUUUUACAACAAUGUACAUAUCGUCUUGAUGUAAUAAAUCGUUGUAUUCUGUAAACCGUCGUAUAUAUUAUUGUGUUUCAAACGCAUCAUAUAAAUUAUACAAUGUAUACAACGUAAAUUUGUAAAAUUAUUACUUUGUUGUAGUAAAUUGUAUUGACACACAAGUUUAAUUUUUCAGGAAAGAA